Molecule: messenger RNA, 4441 nt
Organism: Anopheles aquasalis
Lineage: Eukaryota; Metazoa; Arthropoda; Insecta; Diptera; Culicidae
Gene: Nmdar2
Product: glutamate ionotropic receptor NMDA type subunit 2
Biological process (GO): monoatomic ion transport
Cellular component (GO): membrane
Molecular function (GO): ligand-gated monoatomic ion channel activity; signaling receptor activity
Source: RefSeq, a predicted model, not a curated record
UUUUUUUUUUUUUUUGGGAGCGACACUUCCGCCCCACCCGCCCACUUCUUCCGCCAUUCUGUGCCGGCUGAACCCGGCAAACAGGAAAUACGCCCAUUGCCGCUGAUACUUCCGUCGUCGUCGUCGUCGUCUGACUGGCUGUCAAUAGAAACGGUUGCUCCUGGGCCUACUGGUCACAAGAUGGCGGCAUGACUCGUAACGUCACCAGCGGUACGGUAAACGGAAGGGCGCAUCCACAGGUGUAGCACUGAAGUAGAACAGCCGGACACACCACACACCAGUCGCUGUUCGACGCGACGCUGACAAUCAAGGAUUGAUGGUCGGCAGCGGCCACCGCUGUGACAGAAACUGGCGGACACCCAGCCAACAACAGAACAACAGAACAGGCUCAAGCCAGGAGGAGCAAGCGUUGUUUCCAGCGAGGCACAAGUGUGCCAAACCGAGCACGGUCGAGCGAUGAGCGGAAGGAGCUAGUGUCGCUAGGAUCGAGCAGCAGCAGCAGCAGCAGCAGCAAGGAGCAGCGAGAAAGGGGGUGCGUGGCGCGCAACGCGCACUCACUUAGCAAAACGGGGAUCGAGCGCGCGCGACAGUGAACGAGUGAAAGUGAAAGAGUGUGAAAGAGUGAGACGAGCACGAGCAGCAACAAUAACAACGGAAAAGGAAAAGGAAAAGAAAAAGAAACGAAGAAAAGAAGAAAAAAAAGAAAAAAAUAACCAAAACACACACACACAGUAGCGCGCAAUGGUUCGACCGCACGCAACGUCCCCGUCCCGUGCGCUGCUCGCCGUCCUGCUGGCGGUGCUGCUUUGCCACCCGGUGCCACCGCUGGUCGAGUCGAAGAGCUACAAAAGCUCGUCGGUGGGGCGCACCGGUUCCGGCAUCAGCCUCGGGGGGAACCGGGCCGCCGAGAAGGAGGCGGCGGCGGCGGCUGCGGCGGCUGCGGCGGCGGCUGCAGCGGCAGCAGCAGCGGCAGCGAACCAGCAGGCGACCGUCGUCAACCAGCAGGCAGCAGGCAACGCGGGAGGAACCACCGGUACGGGCGGGAACAGUAGCGGGAGUGGCCACGGGGGCCAAUCCAGUGGACUCGGUCGCGGUCUCCACACAGCCACCGGUGGUGGCCGCUUCUCCGGCCCCGGUAGUAGUGCCAGCGGUGGUGGUGGUGGUGGUGGUGGAAGCGGUGGUGGUGGCACCGGAACCAGCCACACCGGACACCUGAACACGCUGGGUGGGGGCCGCGGGGGUUCACCGGCCGAACACCAGCUUAACAUUGGGCUGCUGGUGCCGCACACCAACUUCGGUCGGCGCGAGUACCUACGCUCGAUCAACUCGGCGGUGCAGGGGCUGCAGAAGGGGCGCGGCUCCAAGCUCACCUUCCUGAAGGACCACGAGUUCCAGACGUCCAACAUCCAUUUCGACAUGAUGUCGUUAACGCCCAGCCCCACAGCCAUCCUGAACACGCUGUGCAAGGAGUUCCUGCACGUGAACGUAACUGCCAUCCUGUACAUGAUGAACUACGAGUCGUACGGGCGGAGUACCGCCUCGGCCCAAUACUUUCUGCAGCUCGCCGGCUACCUCGGCAUCCCGGUGAUCUCGUGGAAUGCCGACAACUCGGGCCUCGAACGGAGGGCGUCCCAGUCGGCGCUGCAGCUACAGCUCGCGCCCAGCAUCGAACACCAGAGCGCCGCCAUGCUCAGUAUACUGGAGCGCUACAAAUGGCACCAGUUCUCGGUCGUGACCUCACAGAUCGCCGGCCACGAUGACUUCGUGCAGGCAGUUCGGGAGCAGGUGGCCGCCAUGGAUCACUUCAAGUUUACCAUCCUGAACUCAAUCAUCGUGACGCGCCCGAGCGAUCUGCUGGAGCUGGUCAACAGCGAAGCCCGCGUAAUGCUGCUGUACUGCACCAAGAGCGAAGCGAUCGAGAUACUGCACGCGGCCGAAGAGCUCCAGAUUACGGGCGAAAACUACGUGUGGGUGGUGACGCAGAGUGUGAUCGAGAACACCCAGACGCACCCCCAGUUCCCGGUCGGUAUGCUCGGCGUGCACUUCGACACGUCGUCCGGCGCGCUGGUGAACGAAAUCGCCACCGCCAUCCGGGUGUACGCGUACGGUGUCGAGUACUACCUGAACGAUGCGCGGAAUACGGGCCGCCGGCUCGAUACGCACCAGCUGUCGUGCGAGGAUCAGGGCAGGGGGCGGUGGGACAGUGGCGAGGUGUUCUUCAAGUAUCUGCGCAACGUGUCGCUGGAGAGUGAGUCGAACAAACCGAACGUCGAGUUUACCGCCGACGGUGACCUGAAGUCGGCCGAGCUGAAAAUCAUGAACCUACGGCCGAGCGUCAACAGCAAGGGGCUGGUGUGGGAGGAGAUCGGUGUGUGGAAGUCGUGGCAGCAGCAGAAGCUGGACAUCCGCGACAUUGCGUGGCCGGGCAACUCGCACACACCGCCGCAGGGGGUGCCGGAGAAGUUUCACCUGAAGAUCACGUUCCUGGAGGAGGCACCGUACAUUAACCUGUCGCCGGCCGAUCCGAUCAGCGGCAAGUGCCUGAUGGACCGGGGCGUCCUGUGCCGGGUGGCGGCCGACCACGAGAUGACGGACAUCGAUAUGGGGCAGGCGCACAAGAACGGUUCGUUCUACCAGUGCUGCAGUGGGUUCUGUAUCGAUCUGCUCGAGAAGUUCGCCGAGGAGCUCGGCUUCACGUACGAGCUGGUCCGGGUGGAGGACGGCAAGUGGGGCACGCUGGAGAAUGGCAAGUGGAACGGGCUGAUCCACGAGCUGGUCAACCGGAAGACGGACAUGGUGCUGACGUCGCUGAUGAUCAACGCGGAACGGGAAGCGGUGGUCGACUUUAGUGAACCGUUCAUGGAAACCGGCAUUGCGAUCGUGGUAGCGAAGCGGACCGGUAUCAUCUCACCGACGGCCUUCCUCGAACCGUUCGAUACCGCGUCGUGGAUGUUGGUGGGCAUCUUUGCGAUCCAGGCGGCCACCUUUAUGAUCUUCCUGUUCGAGUGGCUGUCACCGAGCGGGUACGACAUGAAAACGGUCCUGCAGAACGGCCAGUCGACACCGUACCGGUUCUCGCUGUUCCGCACGUACUGGCUGGUGUGGGCCGUCCUCUUCCAGGCGGCCGUGCACGUCGAUUCACCGCGCGGCUUCACGUCCCGCUUCAUGACGAACGUGUGGGCCAUGUUUGCGGUCGUGUUCCUGGCCAUCUACACCGCUAACCUGGCCGCGUUCAUGAUCACACGGGAGGAGUUCCACGAGUUUACCGGGCUGGACGAUUCCCGCCUUUCCCACCCGUUCUCGCACAAACCGACGAUCAAGUUCGGUACGAUCCCGUGGAGCCACACCGAUUCAACCAUCUCGAAGUACUUCAAGGAGAUGCACUACUACAUGAAGCAGUACAACCGGUCGAGCGUGGCGGACGGUGUGACGGCGGUGCUCAGCGGCCAGCUCGACGCGUUCAUCUACGACGGCACGGUGCUCGACUAUCUGGUGCAGCAGGACGAGGACUGCCGGCUGCUGACGGUCGGCCAGUGGUACGCGAUGACCGGUUACGGGCUCGCGUUCAGCCGCAACUCCAAGUACGUCGGCAUGUUCAACAAGCGGUUGCUCGAGUUCCGGGCGAACGGGGAUCUGGAGCGGUUGCGCCGCUUCUGGAUGACCGGGACGUGCCGGCCCGGCAAGCAGGAACACAAAUCGUCCGAUCCGCUCGCCCUCGAACAGUUCCUGUCGGCGUUUUUGCUGCUGAUGGCGGGCAUCCUGCUCGCCGCGCUCUUGCUGCUCCUCGAGCACCUCUACUUCAAGUACUUCCGGAAGCGGCUGGCGAAGAAGGACCGGGGCGGUUGCUGUGCCCUCAUCUCGCUCAGCAUGGGCAAAUCGCUAACGUUCCGCGGUGCGGUGUACGAAGCGACGGAGAUACUGCGCCGGCACCGGUGCACCGAUCCGAUCUGCGAUACGCACCUGUGGAAGGUGAAGCACGAGCUCGACAUGUCCCGGUUGCGCAACACCCAGCUCGAGAAGGCGAUGCACGCCCACGGCAUCAAACCGCCCCAGCUCAAGAUGGCGUCGACCGGGGAUAUCAUCGGUCUCACCGGUACCGUCGGGCCGGGUACGGGGCGGGGCGGUGGCGGGGCACUCGUUGGACCACGGUCCCAUCCCCAGCUACUCGGGAACCUUAGCCUCGGUGGGAGCGCCCAGGAUCUGUACCGGUGGUCCUACAAAACGGAGAUCGCCGAGAUGGAAACGGUACUGUAAGGUGACGCGACGCGACUGCGGCACGGCCCCUUCACGUCACGCGUCCAGCACCACCACACUGCCCCUGCCUCUGCCCUCGCUGUCGCUCCCAUGGAUUCCACCUCGUGCGGGAGCUGUACCCUUGGAGUACACGCCCGGGACGCCCGGGGAACAACCAAGCGUCGAAGUGGAAGACGAAGACAGCCCC